This is a messenger RNA of Helianthus annuus (common sunflower), 981 nucleotides long. Its product is annotated as inositol-tetrakisphosphate 1-kinase 5. The record is from RefSeq and is a predicted model, not a curated record. Gene Ontology annotation, biological process: inositol trisphosphate metabolic process. Gene Ontology annotation, molecular function: magnesium ion binding; inositol-1,3,4-trisphosphate 5-kinase activity; inositol-3,4,5,6-tetrakisphosphate 1-kinase activity. The transcript has a single exon. Gene Ontology annotation, cellular component: cytoplasm. NCBI's taxonomy places the organism in Eukaryota, Viridiplantae, Streptophyta, Magnoliopsida, Asterales, Asteraceae. Bases 1 to 981 code for a protein of 326 amino acids.
AUGCCAGAACUUGAAGAAAAAACCAAUCUUUUUCUAGUGGGUUAUGCAUUACCCUCAAGAAAGAUCGAAGCUUUCAUGGUGGAAUCAUUCAUCACCUAUGCCAAACAACAAGGCAUUCAAUUCAUCCCGAUUGAUAUUUCAAAACCAUUAAACGAUCAAGGACCAUUUGAUUGCAUAAUUCACAAACUUUACGGCCAAGAAUGGGACCUCAACCUCCAAAACUUCUCCAUCAACCACCCUAACGCCACCAUAAUCGACCCGCCCUCCUCCAUCCAACGCCUCCACGACCGCGUCUCAAUGCUCGACCCCAUACCGAGUCUCAACAUCCCACAACUCAAAAUCCCAACCCAAAUUGUUAUCCAAGAUGUCGAAUCAUUAAAAUCUAACGAUUUUCGCUUUCCAUUGAUGGUGAAACCGCUGCUUGCAGACGGGUCUGCCAACGCGCAUAACAUGUCACUUGUGUUUAACCAAGAAGGGUUAACCAACAAGCUCGAACUCGAUCCACCCAUGGUGCUACAACAGUUUGUAAACCACGGAGGGGUCGUGUUUAAGGUUUACGUAGCGGGUGAAUAUGUUAAAUGUGUGAAAAGAAGUUCAUUGCCGGAUGUUUCAAAAGAGAGCAUGGAGAAACUGGCAGUGGAAUCCGGUGGAGUUAUGAGCUUUUCGAAGAUAUCGAGUGCGGUGAUUUCGGGUGAUGAAGGGGGAAGUAAUGAGAGUGUAGAGAUGCCUGACCCGGUGUUUAUUGAUGAGGUGGCUAGAGGCUUGAGACUUGCUCUUGGAUUGCAUCUUUUUAAUUUUGAUAUGAUUAAAGCUGAUAAAGAAGAUGGGUAUCUUGUGGUUGAUAUUAAUUACUUUCCGGGUUAUGAGAAGUUACCAUCUUAUGAGUCUGUAAUGACUGAGUUCUUCUUGAAUGUAAAGAAAUCACAGGAGUUGAAGAUGGUGACCAUGGAGCUUGUUAAGGAUGAUGGGUUACACGAUUAA